Messenger RNA from Entamoeba invadens IP1, 1017 nucleotides. RefSeq lists its product as hypothetical. The record is from RefSeq and is a predicted model, not a curated record. Gene Ontology annotation, molecular function: pentosyltransferase activity. Lineage: Eukaryota; Evosea; Mastigamoebida; Endamoebidae. Bases 1 to 1017 code for a protein of 338 amino acids. The transcript has a single exon.
AUGAAUAGAUAUGAAGCUAAAGAUUACUUAAUCAAGAGUAAAAUGACUUACAAGAAGUAUUUCAUGCUUCCUGAAACGACAAAUCAUAUUUUAACACUCUCUCUUGUGAAUAGCAUUGAUGAGUGUUCCACCAAACUCUCAAAGUCUGACUUUAACUUAACAACACGAGGAGGAUAUCGUCCUAUAACUCCAACUCAAAUCGUAGAAUUUGCCACACAGGCCGGGUUUGCACAAGUUGAAGGUGUCGCGACGUCUCCAGCCAAAAAGAAACGUUCGGAUAAGAAGUUAAAAAUAACGCGAGAUGUUGUGAUUCGUGCAUUGAAGCAAAUGGUAGCCACCAAGACCGAAAUAAAGAGUCCCCUUGAGAUAGUAGCUUCUGUGAAUUUGUGUGGUCGUGGUGAUGCAGAAUAUGUUAACAGAGUGAAGGCUCUUGGAAUCACGUCGAUGGUGUUUGACUGUGAAUACAUAGAAGACCAAAAUUCGUUAAUUAGUUAUGUUGAGGCGGUCUUACCUGAGUGCAGUGGACUAGCUUUAUAUGCGAAGGUAUACAAAUUUGAGUUAGAGAAGUACAUAACGUUUGCUCAAAAGGGGAUUUCAGUGUGGACUAAUGGAAUCAGUGAAAUUACUAUGAAUGGGCAGAUGGAAGUCUUUCCUAUUAGUCUUGAUACAACAGAUCAAACAAACACUACAAUAGAUAUGUACGACGAAAAGUGGAAAGAAAUGGUCGACGUCGUUGCUGAGAAGGAUUGCAAAUGCUUCACUUGUUCAAAGAACAAUUCGGUAUCGUACGUCCACCACUUAUUGUUGUGUCAUGAACUCACUGGAAGUACACUCGUGUCUUUGCACAACGUAACCAAAACAAAGGUAUUCGAAGUUUUUUUGAAUGAACUCAUUAACUCGGGAGAUAAGGCUAAGUUCGAGAAGUUUGAAAAUAUCAUCAAAGCGCUCGUCCCUCCACCACAAUCAAGUAAAAGAAAACUCUAUGAAUCCUUCAACAGAAAAGAAGAAGAUGAUUGA